Molecule: messenger RNA, 9452 nt
Organism: Spodoptera exigua (beet armyworm)
Lineage: Eukaryota; Metazoa; Arthropoda; Insecta; Lepidoptera; Noctuidae
Source: the annotation of a GenBank genome assembly
UAUUUUACUCUGACAACACAAGUAAUUUGACAAAUAAUAAAAUUAUAAUUAAAAUUGAGAUGUUUGAAAAUCAAUCAUAAAUGUCACAGAAGUCUGCACGAUCAUAAUAAAUAACAACAAUUUGUUAUACUGCGUAUGAAUAAAGUAUUCUGUGUGCUGUUAUCUACUAAUACAAUAAAUUCACAACGAAUGAUAUGGAUAUCAUACAAAAAACACUUAAAUUUAAGAGACUACAUUAUUAUUGAUUAUUUUCAUGAAUUUUUAGCCAUACCAUGAACCAUGAGCAAUUUUCAGCAAUUAUUUAAGUGGUAGGAUACCACACUUGAUCUUCUAGGAAUGUAAUCAUUAGUGCUUAUUGUUAUAUAUUUUUAUCUCGUCAUGGGAUCUUUUGAGGAAAGUUUAUAUCGCGCAGUACUAGCCGAAGAUCUGGAGGCAAUUUCGCGAGCGCUCUCCAAAGGUGCUAAUCCUAAUACAAUUACCGUACAAGGUAAAACCAGUUUGGGUGAAGCUGCAAAUAACGGAAAUAUUGACAUUGUAAAGCUUUUAAUAAAAGCUAGUGACUCUAAACAAAAAGUGCCUGUACCAUAUGUAGGUUCCCCUAAGAAGAGACAAAUGAAGUGCCAUAAACGCAAGUUGAGACAUCAUGGGCCUCAGGAUGAGACUGUUGUUAAAUGUAAAAGCAUGAAUGAUAGAAAUUUUAAAGAUUUAAAUUUUGGGCAAGAGACUAAAGUCAAAGGUAGUCAAAAAACUGAGACCAAUCAGGGGUACUUUGUGUUUACACACAGUGAUGGAUCCAGUAGUGAUGAGAGUAAAAUCGGGAGUUUGAAAUCUCCCAUGACACCUUCACCUUUAACCCCAUCUCCACAAGAUUUAGAAUGGGAUGAAGACAUAGGAAAUGUUGCACCAACUACAAGUGAAGAUGAAUCCUGGACUUCUAUGUAUAAAUGGUAUGCUGCUAUACUGGAGUCUACAGGGGCAGCCAUUGCUUCAGCUUCAGCUAUGUUUACCGCUGGAAUUGAUCAGCAUGAUGCAUUUAUGCACACCCCACUACAUUAUGCUGCAGAACAGGGUCAUGUAGGUGUUGUUAAAUUGUUGAUAGAAGCAGGGUGUAAAAUUGAUGCUGAGACUGGAGAUGGUGUGACAGCUUUACAUGUUGCAGUUAUUAAAAAUUAUAUAGAUAUUGUGAAAAUACUUAUAAAUUCUGGAAGCAAUGUCAAUCACAAAACCUAUGACAGUAUGACACCUUUGCAUUUUGCAGCAUCAAGAGGUUUCUUAGAGUUGGUAAAACUUCUAGUCAGUAAUGGUGCAAGUUUAGAAGCAAGAGAUGCUAAUGAAAGAACAGCAUUAUACAUAGCAGCUGGUCGGGGGCACACGGAUGUGAUGAAAUAUCUGAUUGAUGCAGGUGCUAAUGUGAAUAGUGAAGAGAUCCAUGGUGCAAACGCUAAUUUGUUAAACAGUAUAACAGGUGCUAAUGCGUUGCACAUAGCUGUUGAAAGUGUAGAUUCCCAUGAAGAUUUUGAAGAAUUGCUGAAAUGUUUAAUAGAUUACAAGAUUGAUUUGAAUGCCUCCGCUCUAACAGAGAUCCUGCUGCAGUUCUCCUUAUUCGGUAUGGCGCAGAUGUAAAUGCUUGUGAUUUACAUGCUUGUGGUCUAGACAAUUUAUCUAUAGCUAGUAGAAGAAGGUCGAGUAGCUUAGCAUUAAUGUUAUUGAAGGCAGGUCAUUACAUCGUAAUCCCAGAUAAAGAUACAUCACUGCCAGCAUCAGACUAUACAAAGUGCUGGUUAUAUAACAUUUGUAGGGAACCACUUACUCUUUCUGAUCUCUGUAGAAUUAGAAUUAGAUAUUUAGGCCAAUGUGCAUCAACAACAUUGUACCAUUUCAUAUAUUCCCUGCCUCUUCCAAAGAGUUUAAAAAGAUAUCUUAUGAUGGAAGACGAAGGUACAGAAUACUUUAAUUUUACUGCAUAAACAGUGUAAAUAUGUGUUGGUACUAUAACUGCAUUCAUAGCAUAUUAUCUGCAGUCAAACAAACUAAUUAUGGCAUAAUUGAAUAUUGUAGUAAACAGUAGCUUUUCUAUAUCUUAUAAAGUGAGUGAAAUCCUGGAGUUAGAUAAAAUCAACAUUAUCUAUAUGCAUUUUUAUUUAGUAAAAUUACACAGUAGUACAAAGGUGUACUUAGGGUAAAAUACAAAAUAUUUGUUGAUUAGAAUAACUAUACUUAGUGUGACACAAUAUGUUUGUCCAUAAAAUCUUCAAAAUGAGUUGCAAUUGUUAGAACACCUAGCAGUAAGAAGUAAUGCUUGUUUUUUAAAAACACAUGUAACAAUGUAGGGAAUCAGCUGCAGAAUCAUGUACUUACAAACCAAUCAGUAAAUAUACGAUUAUAGGUUGUUUUUUAUUCUUAUUUGUUGAGUAUUAUGUCAUGGAAUUCUGCAGGCAAUACUAUGUAUACUGAUCAGCAGCUAUUUCCUUCGACAACUAUGACAAUGUUCAAAUAAUAUGAAUUGUUUGAAGUAGGAAUCUAGUCCUAAACUAAGACAUGUAUUAAUACAAUUAGUAAUUAUAUAAAUGAUAUGAAUUCUGAUACUUAUAAUACAUAUAAUAAGGCAACAUUAAGUUGCUUUUAAGCCUACUUAUACACAGGGUGAGUAAAUUAUAACAUACCUAUUCUGUUGUUAAUAUAAAGUACAUACAUACGAAAUUCAUGAGUUUUACUACCCACAUUAAAUCAAAUUCUGAAAUCCAUAUAUAAAAGUUGGUACAAAAGUGAGCCAUCUAGAUUAGAAACUAACAAAAUAUUAUUUUUUCAAUAAUUUAAUCUAUACCAUUUCCAACAGUAGUAAUAGUAAUCAUUAUACUGUUUGUCAUAAACAUCAUAAUGACAAAACUGUGAUUAGUGACUAAAUAAUUAAUAACUGUAGAGUGUUAAAAUAGUUAACUACUACAUUAGACAAAUACUUUUUUUGUGAGUACUUCUAAUGGCAACUUUUAACUUAUUUAAAUCACAAUUACAUAUCAAGUUGGCUAAUUUUAUCAAUAUGACAAAACAAAAAAUAAAAAAUUGGGAAUGUAACAUAAUAUAAACAUUUUGAAAUAUUAAUAACAGCAAAAGAUAUAGCACAUUUUAAAACCUAAUAUACAUACAAUAACAUCCUAUUUGCAAUGCAAAUAAAUCUAAGGAUAAAUAAAUUUUAAUAUUAUAUUAAAAUUUAGACAGAAUCAACACUCAACUAGAAAUAUGAUCUAGAAUAUAGGUGUGUAAUGAUUAAUACAUUUAAGCCAUUCCUUGUGUAUCACUCCUUCGAACCAGACAUAUAAUCAGAAGGGUGAUUACCUUUAACAUCCUGCAUGGUGUUGAGCUUAGGAUAUGUUUCCAUCAAAAAAUUCACUAGAUCAAAGUGCUUGUUCUCUACUGCUUUAUGAAGUAUGGUUUGCCCAUCAGCAUCUUGUUCAUCAACACAAGCCCCGGAUUGAAUAAGAAAUUUUAUUGUUUCAAUUUUACCUGAAACAAUUUAAAAAUAUCAGUUUCGCAGCGGUAUUCGCUUCGUACGGACGCGUGCAGUAAACUUUAUCUAUAUCUCAUUAGUUAUCGAGUUAUUUACUCUCGAGCGACGGGCUUGACCUUGAAUCGGUCUAGCGCAUUGUUAGUUAAUAUAAUGAGUAUCGGAUCGUUUGUUUACAAUGGUGGAUAGUAAAGAACUUUUUAACGAUAAUUUUGAAUCAAGGAGUGCUUCGAUUAGCAGUAACAAAUCUGUGGCGGAACAGGAUAUUGAGGAGCAAUUUAAUAUGGACGUGAUAACAAAUGAAGAAAUGAUAAGACCGAAAAAGCGAGACCGAGAAGAGGAAGAAGAGGGUUGGGUUCAAAGCAAAGGGAAAAAAACCAAAGAAAACUGUAUUGAAAUUUAUAUUUCAUCAAAAGAGAAGUUACCAAGGCAAUUCGCACUUGCAAGACUAUUUAAAGAAAAAGAUAUCACAGAUAUAAUAAAAGUAAAAUACUUAAAUAACUACAGAGUGCGCAUCGAUUGUAAAAACGAGUUGAGUGCCACUAAACUACAAACUUGUAAAGAUUUCAUGGAUAUGGACUGGAGAUUUAGCAGGCCAGAUUUUAAAAGUUAUUCGUACGGUGUGAUUAAAGACGUAGAUCUUGACCUAUCUGAUGAACAGCUAAUGAGCUGCAUAACUUGUCCUGAAAACUUUGAGUUGGUUUCAUUAAAGCGGCUACAGAGGCGCAGUAAUAAUGACUCGCCGGAAGGUUUGUGGGUAACGAGUGAAGCGGUUCGGUUGUGCUUCAAAGGUGAUAUGUUACCAGGUUACAUUUAUGCAGACAGUUUAAGGAUUAAGGUGGAACCAUUUGUUUUUCCUGUCUCACAAUGUUCUCGUUGUUGGAAGUUCGGCCACACAGUGAGAGUGUGUCCAUCUAAAAAGACAUUAUGCCCCAAAUGUGGUAGUAAUCAUGCAAAUUGCGACACACAACAUUUUAAAUGUUUAAAUUGUGAAGGGCCACACAUGGCACUCUCUAAAACUUGCCCCGCAUUUGUGAAGGAAAAGAACCUUAAAAGUCUAAUGGCAGAGUUCAAUUGCACAUACAGGAAAGCCUUACAGUUGUAUGUUGCACCUUCCCCACGCAGACAUGAGAAGGAAUUCAAUAAAUCCUCUCCCACAGAUGGCGUAUUCCCUAAACUUAAAACUAAGCUCACGCCCACAUGUGUAACUUCUGAUGACCAAGCUAGCUUCGUAAAAUCACCAAGCUCACCUCUGUAUGCUGAGGUGGUAAAAACGGAAGCUACCAUUCAUAAGGCACGCACUCACAUAGACCAACAACGUACUAAAAAACACGAGAAGACAAGGGUUGAUAAAGGUGAUGAUUGGGCAAACUGGCUACCAACAGAAACGGGAGAAACGAAAGAACUGGAGCACGACCCCGAAGACUCUAAAAAGAAAGAAGUCAAUUUUGAUGAGCUGUUAACUAGACUGAAAAAUAUACUGUUUUUGAAGAGAUGCGCGAUAGGGGAAAAAAUUCGGAUGGCAAUUCAAUGUUGUUUAGAAUGGCUGAUCUUAGUUGUAGUUGAUAACGUGUCGGAUUGGAAUAUUGUGAAGAAAUUAUUUGAACUUUUCAAUGGACAAACAUAAACCUAACGUUAAGCUAAAUAUGAUACAGUGGAAUGCUCAAAGCGUAAAAGCUAAAUUAAUUUUGUUGGAACAAUUGCUGAACCAAGAACACAUACACAUUGCUGCGAUUAGUGAGACGUGGCUGGAGAAUGAAAUUGAUAUGAGGCUGAGCAAUUACACAAUCUUCCGGAAGGACAGGUUUGAUGGCUACGGGGGGGUUGCAAUUCUUACUCAUAAAUCUAUAAGAUCUCAGCUGUAUGAAGUCCAACUCAGUAAUCAAGGUAUAGAAUUUAUUUGUUUAAAAGUAUUUAACUGUGGACCGAUACAAAAUAUUGUGUCUAUUUACUGUCCCCCUUCCAUAAGAACUUCCCAAAAUGAUUGGGAUGCCCUUUUUUCUUUUGCUCCAAGAAACACGGUAAUUCUAGGUGAUUUUAAUGCGCAUCAUUCUAAUUGGUCAAAUAGAGUAGAUAGUAGGGGUAUACAAAUUUUUGAAGCAUUAACAGACAAUCAGUUUAUUACUUUAAACACCGGCGAUCCUACUCGGUUAAAAAUGGUUAAUUUGGAAUGGCAAAAGUCCUCACCUGACAUCUCUGUGGUAUCAUCUGACAUCGCACUGCAGUUCGACUGGUCAGUUAUGAAUGAGACACUAGGCAGUGACCACAGGGUUAUUAAAAUCUCUUCAAACAUCCAAGCUGUAUCCCCAACAAAGGUUCGCAAAAAUUUCAAAAAUGCUGAUUGGACUGCAUACACUGAGCUACUCAACAUCCUCUUUUCAAAUUAUACAUUCUCCGGAGACUUACAGACUGACUAUGACACCUUCAUUGAUUACAUAAAAUUGGCUUCUGAUGUUCAUAUCCCUCUAAUUAAGAUAAACCCCAACCCCGAUAGUAGUUUUUUACCUAAACCUUAUUGGAAGCCUGAGUUAUCGAAAUGUGUGGCUGAACGCCGGCUAGCGUUGUCUAAAUUUAGGCGUAAUCCAACCCCCCAAAAUUAUGAAUUCAUACACAGUAAAAUUCGCGAAUCUCAAAAAUUGAUACGAAUAGCUAAAAGUAAAGGGUGGGCCGACUUCUGUUCUUCAUUAGACGGUUUGACAUCUCAAUCAACCGUAUGGCAAACAAUGAGAUGGUUUAAGGGGUAUAAAUUUUCAAACCACCACGUAGAUGAACAAAAAGCUACUGAGUUACUUUUUAGUUUAACGCCAGACUUUGUAUCCCCGAAUGACAUGACUUUCGACAUAAAUAAUCCGGAACUUGAAGUACCGGUAACCAAAUCAGAAUUUCAAAAAUGUAUCCGGUCGAAAGAUACAGCGCCCGGAGCCGACAAUGUUUCAUACUCCAUGAUUAAGAGGUUACCUCAAAAUUGUCAAAAGGUUUUAAUCCAGUUAUAUAAUAAGAUACUAACAUCUGGUUUUGUACCUAAGCAAUGGCGCGAUAUUGUAAUUGUGCCAAUCCCUAAGCUGGGACGAGACGCCCAAAGUUUAUCAUCUCUCCGUCCUAUCUCAAUGAUCUCAUGCGUUUGUAAGGUUUUUCAUAACAUUUUAAUGAAUAGAUUAGAAUGGUUUAUAGAAAAACAUAAGCUCCUGUCAAAUAGCACUACAGGGUUCAGAAAAUGUCGCUCAACUGUGGAUAAUUUGACCGUCCUAGUAUCCCGAAUUCAAAUUGGUUUCUCGAAAAAAUGUAUUACAACGGCUGUUUUCAUAGAUAUAAGUAACGCAUAUAAUUACGUAGAUAUCAAAAGCCUACUAAAAAUCAUGCAGAAAAUUGGUAUGGGAUCAAGGAUCUGUAGUUACAUUUGGAAUUUCCUCAAGCUUCGAAACCUCAAAAUUUCAAUAGGUAACCAACUUAUAAGUCGUACAUCUAGUCGGGGAUUGGCGCAAGGUGAUCCGCUGUCACCAUUACUCUUCAACAUUGCAACUAUGGAUAUUUGUAAUAGUGGUAGUAGGGAUGUAUAUUUGUCGCAAUAUGCGGACGACUUUGUGUUGUAUACCACUUGCAGUGAUGUCUUCUCAGCCCAGCAAAGAUUACAACCCGCUUUAAACAAAAUAUAUAAACUGUUAUUCAAUUAGGUCUUGAGAUAUCUCCUAACAAAACUAGCGUAUGUAUUUUUAAGAAUGGUGUUGCAAAAGAGACUGUCAAUUUAAAAAUUAAUGAGGUAUUGCUGCCAGUGGUACACAAUGUAAAAUAUUUGGGAGUCUGGCUAGAUAGAUCACUUAGGUGGUCUAAACAUAUCAAUGAGACCCGGGCAAAGGUGUUAAAAUUAUUAAAUAUCUUUAAAGUUCUGUCGGGUUCUGGUUGGGGAAUACAUCCUAAGCAUCUGAGGCGGUUAUAUAUAACAACAAUUCGAAGCAGAAUCGAUUACGCUUCUUUCCUCUAUGAUAGCAGUUGUGAAACACACCUUAGUAAACUAGAUAGGGUCCAAAACAGUUCCAUGAGGGUUAUCGGUGGCUUUAUUAGAACUACAGCCAUUCAUGUUAUGGAAAAUGAAUUGAACCUGACGCCUUUGAAACUUCGAAGAUAUUAUCUGGCGGGUAAAUAUUGGCUUAAAAUAAAAUCAUACGCGGAUAAUAACAUCAUUGCCGUUAUAAAGGAUUUACAAGUAUCUUGUCAACAUUCACACUGGAAAAGAAAAAUGCCUUUGUUAAUUAAAAUACACGAAUCUUUGGAUCCACUUUCUGUUUACACAAGCCCGAUGAUUGAAAUUUUUUCAAUGAGUACCUGGGUGAAUAAAGUAGAUCUGUCUCAAAUUGUGUUUCCCCAAAUAGAUGGUCUGGUUUCGGCUAAAAAGCACUAUCAAAAUACUGAACUUGUUGAUUUAUGUACUAUGAUUUUAAUGAACACCUACUCGGGUUUCUAUAAAAUAUAUACAGAUGGAUCCAAAGAUAAUAUAGGUGCUGGAGCGGCGUUUUUUGACCCACAAACUAAAACGGGAGUGCAAUUAAAGGUCAACGCAAGAUGUAACAUUAUGUAUAUAGAACUAGUUGCAAUAGAAGAAGCAUUAUCGUACGUUGACUCAUUUGAAAGCGGCAAUUAUGUUAUACUUUGUGAUUCAAAGAGCGCCCUGCAGCAUUUAAUUCGGUGUACCACAAAUAUUCGAGGCACUCCGAUUGCAUAUAAUGUGAUUAAAUUAUUAAAUAAGCUUAUUUCUAAGAAAAUUAAAAUUAUUCUUCAAUGGAUUCCGGCUCAUGUUGGCUUGGAGGACAAUGAAAUAGUAGACCGAUUGGCAAAGGAUGCAUGUAACGUUGGAUUUGUUUGCCCAUAUCUCCCUGUGCCCAAUGAUCUUCUGUACGCAGUAAGAGAAGAAAGUUGUAAAAUGUGGCAAGAGCACUUCGACCAGAGAUCGCUGAGCAAGGGAAUCUGGUAUCGGACGAUUCAACCCACACUGUCUCGAGGCACAUGGUUCGACCGAGCCAACAUCAGCCGGUCAGAAAUUGUAAUGGCUUUUCGGCUUCGAUCGGGACACAUUCCAUUGAACAGUUUUGCGUUUCUUAUGGGUAAAGUUACUUCACCAAAUUGUCCGGAUUGUAAUACAGUGGAAGACACAUAUCAUAUUCUGAUGGAGUGUGUCCGGAAUGAGGCCGAACGUCGGUCAAUAAUACCUACCUCAAUGGAUGUUGGCAAAAGCAACAGUAUUCUUGCGUCACCUCUAUCAAAGGAUGCAAGAAACUUAUAUAAAUUAGUUAAGAUAGGUUUUAGAUCGUAAGAAUGAUUUGUUUAUACCGAUGAGGGUGGCAUAAUCAGUUUGUGAUUAAACCCUCUAUAAUAAAAAUAAAGAAAUAAAAAAAAAAAUUUAAAAAUAUAUCAAUUUUACUUCAGAUCACUUUACAAUAAUUUGUACAAUGUGUUUUAGUAUAAUGGAUUUGAUCAAAUGAAAUUGCUAAUCAUUAUUUCUUCAGCUCUUAUCUCAAAUUUUCAUUGUUUACUGAGUAGCAGUCCUCCAUUAGUUGAUAAGCUAUAAUAGUUCACCUAUUUGAUUUAAUUGCUACACAUGUCGGAGAUUUUAAAAGUUUAUAUGUAUGUAAUAGAAAUACCUGCAUAGUAAUGAGUAAUUACCUGCAGCAGCAGCUUUGAGAAGGGGUGUUGCUUGUCCGCUCUUGGUUUUUGCAUCAAUCAGUGCUCCAUUUUGCAGUAAUAUCUUACAAAUGUGCACAUGUCCUUUACGUGCAGCAUAGUGCAAUGGUGUAUAUCCAGAGUUAUCUAGUGUAUUUACUAUUACUUUGGCAUUGUCUGCCUUAGCAAUUAGAGAUCUUACUCUCUCUUCAUCCCCAUAAAAGGCUGAAAUAACAAAAUUUAUUAUGAAAUAUAUGGUAGUAAGUAGGCAAUCUUAUCAGAAAAUGUAAAAAAUGAG